Molecule: messenger RNA, 14422 nt
Organism: Eublepharis macularius
Lineage: Eukaryota; Metazoa; Chordata; Lepidosauria; Squamata; Eublepharidae
Gene: DNHD1
Product: dynein heavy chain domain 1
Exons: 43
Coding region: 125-14422 (4765 amino acids)
Biological process (GO): microtubule-based movement
Cellular component (GO): dynein complex
Molecular function (GO): dynein light intermediate chain binding; ATP hydrolysis activity; dynein intermediate chain binding
Source: RefSeq, a predicted model, not a curated record
CGCGCGCGCGCACCCCCCCCCCCCCGCAGACCAGCCCGAUCCGCCCGUUGGGGCGUGCUCGGGAGGGGGCCCAGAAGGCCCGCAGCAGGUGCCCCUUCUGCCCUCUGCCAGGCGCCACGCCCCCAUGCCAUCUCCCGAGGGCCGCUUGCAGAAAGCCAGCAGUGCCCAGGCGCACUCUCGGCAAGGCCUGGCUCCGCUGUGGAGGGAUGCAUGGGGAGCCCCUCUGUCUCUCUUGGCAGGUAGCAGCAAGCCCCGGGGGCCGCCCCAGGUGGACCGCUCGUGGGCCUGGCCCGUCCGCCAGCGCCUCGCCACUCAGCUCCGGGAGACGGGCCACGCCGAGCCCCAGCAAGUGGACGAGCUAGUGGCCGAGCUGGUGGCCGUCUUCACCGCAGUGCUGCAGAAGAGCAGCCGCAGGGCCUGGAGGCGCCUGCUGGAGGCGCUGCGGCUGCUGGCCCCCUUCCGCCAGCUCCUGGCCGGCCGGGCGGAGGUGCUGCUCCACUUGGAGGGCCUCUACUACCAGUAUCAGAGCAGCCAGGCCUUGGUCUCCGACCUGGAUGUCCUGGGGGCCAUUGGGCAGGCCUUCCCCCAGGACCGCUCUGUGUUGUGGGCUCCUCCGCGAGCUGCGUGCCCCCGAGGGCCUGCGCCCCCAGCUCGGCUGCUGCCCUCUGGCCCCGAGCCACUCUUUGCAGGCCUGCCCUGCCCUUUCACUUCCGAGUGGGUGCUGGAAGACGCCUCUGGCUGGCAGCAGCCGGCCCCCGUGUCCCUCCAGGAGCUGCAGCGAUGCCUGGGCCCAGUGGGCAGUGCGGUCUCUCAGCAGGAGACCUCCCGGGCUGGCUGCCUGGGCCUCACGUCUCUGUCUUUAGCCACGGACCUGCCGGUGGAAUACCCCUGUGCGGAGCCGGGACACGCAGCGGCGGCGGCAGUGCCGCCUUCAGAGCCCUGCCAAACAGCCCCCUUGGCCACGCCAGACCUCGUGCCUAAGAAGGCGGCAGCAGCAGCAGCGGGCGAGGGACAGGCCAUGACCGGCCUACAGGCUGCGGAAGCCUUUGUCAAGAGCCGAUAUGCAGGCGGGCAAGUGCGAUUCCUGUACCUGAAUGUUGCCCCCAGCCGGCAUUUCAGGCCCUAUGACCUCGUGGCAGUUCCAAAGCGGCAGGUGAACCCCCAGCACUACAUCUUCUCCCCCUUUGGGGUGCUGCACGUCCACCCGGAGGAGGGCUCGGAGGCCGUGUCGCUGGGCAGCUGGCACCGGGAAGCCGUGCUCUGGCAGCUGAUGCAACACGUUCCCUUCUUCCGCCUCUUCCUGGUCCGCAAAGCCUUUGUCCGCUGGUACUGCAAUGUGAAACACCUUCAGUGCCUGAAACACCAGGAGAUGCUCGGUUGCCAGUUGCUGCAGGCAGUGCCUCACUUUGGAGCAGCUUUGCUUCACAUUUCCCGGCUCUUGCAGGAGUUGAAGACGGUCCAUUGGCUGCCCCAAAACAUCAACAGGUGCUGCAGCUUUGCCGAGUUCCAGUGGGGCCUGUCCCAGGAGAACAGCCGUGCCCGAGACCUGCUCCACAGGUUCCUCACCCUCUGCUCCUCCAUCCUGGAGCUGGUGCGGGAUGACACCUACCAGAUGGCGCAAGGGCUGCAGACGCGGGUGCAAGGCCGAAAGCUGUACGUCUCCAAGGAGUCCUUGUACCAGCAGCGGCUGGAUUUCGAGCAACUGCAGGGCCGCCUACAGGAGGCUGAGUCGUGGCUGCAAAAGCUGGGCUUCCUGGCACUCCUGGUGAACUUCCUCAUCUGCCAGAAUCUGGUCUCCGUUGUUCAGGAAGAGGCCACCACCUUUGUCAGCCACACCAUGAAGGCGGAUGGCACCCAGCGGAAGGCCGUCAUCCAAGUAGAGGUUGUGUUCAGCCCGGAAGACCAGCUGGCCCUCUUUCCCUCCAGCAGGGAGCUGGAGGAGUGCCUCUCCGGGGCCCUGGACAGGGUGGUGGAGUCUGUCCUGCUGGUGACGCUCAUCAAUAGCGAGGCGCCAGGAGCUCGGGAGGAGCUGCCUCAGGCUGCACUUGAACAUGAGGAAGAUCAAGCACAGCCGAGUGCCCUCCUGGGACCAGGCGGAGCGGGCAGUGCUGGCCAGCGCUCUUCUGAGCGACUCCAGGGGCCACCUCUGAAGGAGCAGUCUGGGGAGGAUCCGCAGCUGGUCCACCACCUGGACCGGAAGGCGGUCAGCGGCCUGGAGGUGGUUGGCCACCGGCUGCGGGGUCAGUAUCCCUUGCUGUCCCGAGAGCAACUGGAGAAGGAUCUGGGGUCCGACAGCGUCAUCCAGAAGGUGCGGGCCCAGCUGCAGGCCCUGCUGGCGGCCGCGCUCUUGGAGACCAAGCACCUGUGCCGGACAUACUCCUGGCUGGCCGAGAUCUACCACUUUAUUCACAGCUGGGAUGCCAGCCAGCUGGAGGACAUGAAGGGCUGGCCCUGCGAGGACUACGUGAGCCAAAUCCUCAAGCUGCGGGCGUGGGCGAGCCGGGUCAAGCAAGUGCCACCGUCUAUCAUCACAUCCAAUCGCCUCCUCUUUGUGGACUGCUCUGGCAUUCACCAGGACAUCCUUCCGCGGCUGGCAUCCAUCAACGGGGACAUCCUGGCUCUCUUGCUGGCAGAGACCACGCAGCGGAGCGAACUUUUAAUUGCGGAGUUGUCGGGCGUUCUGCAGAUCUACCAGAAUGUCAGCAGCAACAUUUUCACCAUUGCCAAGUGCUCCCAGAAGCUCGAUCAGUACCAAGGACAGCUGGCUGAGCUGCAGGAGGCUGUGGAGUACGUGCGAGCCCUCAACGAGGUCAUCCAGCAGUGCUUCCGCCCACUCAACCCCAGUGAAGAAAGCCUGGAGAACCUGCUCCUGGACACCUGGGACGCCUUUGUGUACCAGCAGCGGGAGGUCUCUGACUUCAUUGUCUCCCGGCGCCUGAGCAUCAUUGCAGAGCUUAGCAGCUCCCUCCAGAAAGCCACGUGGGAGCUCCAGGAGGUGCUGGCCACAGUCACGGUGGGCCGUUUCCGGGACCCCUUCCAACACCCUCGCGCCAUGGAGGAGGAACUGUACAGACUCCUCCACCACUUCCAGGCCACAGUGGUGCGCAUUGCCGAGCUCUGCCGCUCCCAGCGGAUCAUGACAGGAGAGUGCAUGGACGUCUCCUUCAUCACUGGGAGCCAGGGCACCAUUGAGGUUCAUGCGCGCAUCUGGCAGCUGUUCCGCAUUGUGUCCGAGCAGAUCACAGAGUGGAAGUGCCUGGCUUUUGUCAAGUUCAGCGCUGCUCUGGCUGUUGAGAAGAUGGAUGAGUGGCUCAGCGAGGCGAUCCGCAUCGAGGGCAGCCUGCCCACCGGCCACCCUGUCCUGCAGGCCUGCGUGCGAGCCAUCAAGAACCUGCAGAAGUACAUGCCCUUGCUGCUGAAACUCGGCAGCCAUUUCCUGAAGGUUGGCUGCUGGAAGGAGAUCUUCGCUGCCAUAGGUUCCAAGAGCCCUGUGAACAUGCAGUUCUCCCUGGGGCAGCUCCUUGCGCAUCCCCUGUUGGAGCACAGCGAGUCCAUCUUGCGGAUCUACGCCUGUGAGAAGGGCCGCUAUCGCUCCCGGGACACCCUGAACCGCCUGCAGCGACUCUGGACGGAGAAGCAGUUUCGCCUCGUCAAUUUUAUCCUCAACGUGCCCUAUCAGCCACAGUGCGACCGCCACCGCCGUCUGGCUGGCGGCCGCCAGCGCCCUGCCAAGCUUGAAUACAUCUCCAAGGACAGCGGCACCUACGUAUUGUCAGACGUUGCGGAGCUGAAGGCUGCGGUGGAGCAGGGCCUGCUGACCCUCCAGCACAUGAUUCUGUCCCCCUACUCUGCGGACCUCCGGGAGGAGGCGGUGAGCUGGGCCUCCACGCUGCGUUCCUUCGAAUCUCUUCUGGAGGCCUGGGUCAGUUUCCAGCAGAAGUGGGUUUUCUUGAAUAUUGUGCUGCAUGAAAUGGAUAUCAGCCUGCCCAGCUCAGAGCUGGACUCUCGGUUCCAGCUGGUGGACGCCCACUUCCGGGAGUUCAUGCAGGUGACGUGCAAGGACCCCCUGGUGCUCUCCAGCGUGCGACCGGCCCCUGGCUCCAGCCGAGAGAGCCGCUUCGUGGGUGGCACCUUACAGGCGUCUUUGGCAGAGGCUUCCGCGGAGCUGCGGGGCAUCAUUCGGGCCCUGGGCUACGUGCUGGAGGCCACGCGCAUGGGCUUCCCCCGCCUCUUUUUCCUCAGCAACGAGGAGCUCAUUGCCCUGGUGGCCACCACCUGCGAGCCGGCGGAUGCUUCCACCUGGUCCCAGCGUUGCUUCCCAGGGGUGCGGCAGCUGCAGCUGCUCAUGCCUUCUGCCCUCCAAACCUUUAGCGCUUUCUCUGCCCAGCAGCCUGAAGUGCAGGUGACUGGCCUGGUGGGGGACCACGGUGAGAAGCUGAAGCUGUGUGCUUCUGUAUUCCUCAGCCGGAAAGCCACUCAGUGGCUCUGCACCCUGGAACAGCGCAUGAAGGAGACCCUCUUCCACAGGCUGCAGGACUGCAUGUCCCAGCGGUUGGCCCUGCGGCCACAGCUCGAUGUGGCCUUUGAACAGCCCCCUGGCCCCACGGAGCUGCCCCUUCACCUGCUGGCAGAGCACUGGAUGACCCUGGGCACUGCCUUCCCGGUCCAGUGCGUGCUGCUGGCUGAAGAGGCAUCGUGGCGCGUGGAUGUGGAAGAAGCCCUGGUGGAUUCCAGUGGCCGGCCAGGCCUGAACCGCAAGCUGCGCCUGAAGCUGGAGGCACUCAGCCACUACAUCCGCAAUUACCGCAGCCUCCAUGCCUGGCAACCUGAAAGCGACUCUCUCGGUGUCCUGCUGGGCGGCCUCCUCCUCCUCACCGUCCAGCAGCGCGACAUUCUCUCCCAGCUGCUGGGCGGCAAGGUGAGCUCCCCGCAGGCCUUCGAAUGGGCCCGGCGCUUCAAGUACCGCGUGGCCCUGAGAGCCGAGAGAGCCAAGGCCGCUCGGGGGGCUCCCGGCCGGUGGGUGGGCAGCCCCCCUGGCUGCUGGGCAGAGGUCCUGGACAGCUGCUUCCCUUAUGACUACGAAUACUUGGGGCCCAGCAUGCGUCUCCUGGGGAGCCCCUGCCUCGACAGGGCCUUCCUGGGGCUGCUCCUGGCCCUGGAGGAUUUCCGCUGCGGAGGGCUGCUGGGCCACCCAGGCGUGGGCAAGUCCCACGCCGUGAAGGGGCUGGCACAGGCCCUGGGCCGCCAGCUGGUCACUCUGCACUGCUCCCCGCAGAUGUCCCUCAGCUGCCUGGGCCGCCACCUAAGCGGGGCGGUGCAUGCAGGGGCGUUGCUGCUGCUGGAGUCGGCUGAGCAGCUGGAGCCAGCUGUGCUCUCUGCCUUCAGCCAACUCCUGGUUGACCUGCGCAGGCUGUGCUUGAGCCUGAAGGAGGGGCGGGGGGGCACAGCAGGCACCCCUCCAGCCAGCCCGGAUUCUGCGGACUCCGGCAGCGACAGCGAGGGGCAACCAGCAGUAGCUUUGCCAGAGCUGGGCACGGAUGAGGCGGAACCGUACCACCCCCGGGUCCUGGGCAACAUCCUCUUUGCUGGGCGGCUGCUGCGGGUGCGAGAGACGUAUGGCUGCGUGGCCACCUUGUGGCACGUCCCAGAGCCUCUGCGCCUGGCCCUUCGCCCCCUGGUCAUUCUGGCCCCAGACCCCACCAAACUGGCAGAAGUCACCCUUCUAGCAGCUGGCUUCCGGGAGGCCAGGCGCCUAGCGGAGAAGCUGAGUGCCUUUCUGCGCCUGGAGAGAGAGCUGGGCUCGGGCCCCCCAGCCAGCCAGACGGCUCUCAUCAGGGAGGUGGUUGGCCGGGCCAUCAGCAUCUUGUUUAGCCCUUUGCCUCGGUGGGACCCGUUGCUGUCCAGGCCCUCCCCCAGGACCACUUUCUUUCUAGGACUGGAGGAAGAGCCGGCUGUAGUCAAAGCCCUGUGCUGCUCCCCUUUGCUGGCUGGCCCCGAGUGCCCCCGGCUGCAGCACGUGUGGGACUUGCUGCGCGGCAUCUUCCCCUCCGCUGCCCUGCAGCUGCCUGAGCCUCCAGCCUUCCCGCGGCUCCAGAGUGCCCUGGUCGCCCAGCUGCACGAGGAGAAGCUGCACCCAGACCCUCAGCUCCUCAGCACGGCAGGCCAGCUCUUCCAGGCCCUAGGGAAUGCCAGCGGCGUCCUUCUGCUGGGGCCCCCAGGGAGCGGCAAGACCACCACCUGGCAAAUGCUGGCCAAAGCCCUGAGCAGGCUGGCAGCCAGUGAGGCUGCUGCCCAGGGGCGCAAGCCCAGCACCCACGGGGCCGCCACUGCCGCCCCCUCCUUCCACCCCAUCAACACGGUCUGCAUCUGGCCCAACGGCCUGAACGCGACGGAGUUCCUUGGCAGCCUGGAGGAUGGCGUCUGGCGGGACGGGGUCCUUUCCCGGCUCCUGCAGAGAGCUGCCACCUCCGCCGUGGCGGGUGGCGCAGGAGAAGGGAGCACCCAGCAGUGGCUGGUGCUGGACGGGGCGGCCAGUGCCGCCUGGCUGGAGCCCAUCUCCUCGCUCUUCGACCCCAGGCCCGCCCUCAGCUUGCCUAGUGGGCAGAAGCUGCAGCCUCCAGGAAAUAUCAAGGUCCUCUUUGAGAUGGCGGACGCUUCUGGGGUGCCCCCCUCCAUCUGCACCCGCUGUGCCCUCUUGCACUGCAGCAGCUCCAGCCUCUGGCAGGGCGUGCUGGCUUCUGCGCUGGUCCCCGUGUACCGGACCUACAGUGUGACCCAGCAGAGCCUGGCCAUGUUGCGGGAGCUGGCAGAAGAGCUCUUCCCCCCAACGUUCACGUUCCUGCAGCGGCACUGCUCCUGGGUCCUGCUCCCCCACGUCAGCCCACAGGGGCCCACGGUGCAGGGUGUCCAGGAGACCACGGCCUUUGCCAGGAUUCUGCACGCGCUGCUGGAGCAGUACCUGCGCCGGGAGAAGAUCAGGAGCAUGGCUGCCCCAGAACUGCCAGGUGAGCAACGUGACGUCGGCGAGAGGGAAGCUGCCGCCAGCCCUCUUUCCCAGCCCUGGGCUGUCCCUGCACACCACCAUGCGCUGGCCCAGAGCAUCUUCGUCUUUGCCUACAUCUGGGGCUUUGGGGGCCACCUUCACCCCAGGCACUGGCCUCUCUUUGAGCAGUUUGCCCGCCGGGCUCUCCGCAACAGCCGCUACGUGAUACACCUCCCUGCUGCGGCCUCUGCCUUUGACCUCUGCCCACUGCCUGAGGAUGGUUCCUUGGUGCCCUUUGAUGGGCAGUACCUGUCCUGCCGGGUCAAGAACAUCCCCGCAACCUUCUGUGUCCUGCCACAGUAUGAGCGGGUGCUGUACGUUCUGGAUCUACUCCUGGGAACCAACCAACCCGUCCUCCUCGUGGGGGAACCUGGCUGUGGGAAGACCUCCUUUGCUGAGACGCUGGUGCAGCCCAACCGCCCGUACCAGCGGGUGUGUGUCACCCUCGCCCUGAAGGCCACCCACCUGCGCCAGCUGCUGCAGAGGAAGUCCCAGGACAAGGGCCCUUACCCCUUGAGCCAGUCUGCGCGGGCGAGGGCCAUGAAGGGCCGCUGCCUCUUCUUGUUGGAGGACCUGCACAUGGCCCCCCUGGAUCCAGGCCGGGGCACAAGCCCCGUCGUUGAGUCUCUGCGCCAGGCCCUGUCCCAGCAGCAGUUCUACCACGCCGAGACGCUGGAGCUGCAGCACUGCCCGGCCAUGGGCUUCAACUGCUUUGGCACGCUUUCCACCCCAGUGGUUGGGGCAUUGCCACCGUGCCCCCGCUUCAGUAGGCUGUUCAGCACGGUGGUGCUGCCCCCCCUCACGAGAGAAGCCCUCCUGGGCUUGCACGCGCCUGUUGUCUUGGCCUGGCUGGAGAAGUUUCCCCUGCUGACCCGGCACAGCGACUUAGCGGCUGCCCUGGUGAAGGCCACCGUGGAGGCCUACGAGGCUGUGAGGAGCCAGUUCCCUCCCUCUCCCGCCUGCACCCUCUUCCACUUCUCCCUGCACAGCAUCCAGCAGGUGUUCAAGGGGUUGUUCCUUCUGCGGCCCCGCCCAGGCAUCCACCUGAGCUGCCCCUUGGAGGAGCAGGGGGCCAAGCCCAUGUCCAGCAGCAGACGCGGCUCCGCAGGAGCCCGAGCAGCCGUCGGCACGAGCUACGCUGUGGUGCUCAGCAUCCGCCUGAUUGUGCGCCUCUGGCUGCACGAGUCUCUGCGCACCUUCUGUGACCCACUGCGGGGGAAGCAGCACCGGGCGGCCUGUGGGCAGCUGCUUCUGGAGAUUGCCAUAGCCAAUUUUUGCGCCAAGCGCACCUUGCUGCACACCGAGCCCUCCCUCGGCCUCCAAAGCUCUGACCUGCCUAGCCGGACUCACGUUUCCUUCCACUUCGCCAGCCUCUCCAAGUCUGAGGAGGAGGAGGAGGAGGAGGAAGAGGAGGAGGACCUCCUCCCUGGCCCUGGGGACCACCAGGACUUCCCUGGCGGCAUUGAGGUGGACCGCCCAGAUCCCUGGGACCCCGUGGAGCAAGCGCCUGCCCUGGCGCUGGAUUCUCCUGACCCAGAGGAAGAGCCCGCCCCGGGGGAGCUGGACAGUGAAGGCCCCAAGGCAGAGCCAGAUGAGGCCGAGGGGGGGAGGAAGCCUGAAGCAGCCUUCCUGGCGCCUGUGCAUGGCCGGCGCCGGACUCACGAGUCUCACCUGCCCCCCCACCGAGGCAGCCUCUCGAAGGCCAAGCGCCGCCUGUCCUCCAAGAAGGAGAGCUCUGGCCCACUGCUGCCUGUCCAUUUGCUGCUCCUGCCGGGCGAGUCGCCGAGAGACAUCGUGUUUAGCAAGGAGCUGGGCCCCGAAGCCCACCACCCGAGUGCCCACAACCCCUAUCAGGAGAGGCUGUGGAGGUCUCUGGAGAGCCAGCUCCGCCCCUUGCUGCCCUCGGACUUCUUGCUGCCCUCGGCGGUUCUGAAGCACGUGGUUCACCUGUGCCGCCUGCUGAGCGGCCCAGAGAAGCACGGCGCCCUGGUGGCCUUCCGCCGGUGCCUAGGGCGGCAGACGCUGGUGGCCCUUGCGGCUCAGGCCACUGCCUCCCUGCUGAUGGAGCUGCCUGCGGAUGCCGACGAGGCUCAGGCAUUGGCUGUGCUGCGCCUGGCGAGCUGGCAGGCAGGCGUCCGGGGCCAGCGGGUGCUGCUGCUGGUGCAUCCCCAGCUCAGCCUGGCCCCCUUGCACCUGGUGCUGGCCCUGAUGGCAGAGGGGACGUGCCCAGGCCUCUACGGCCCGGAGGACACCAUGCUCAUCAUCCAGGCCCUGCUGCAGGAGAACCAGGGCAUCAAGCGCUCCAUGCGGGAUGACCUCAUUUUGCAGAGGUUCUUCCAGUUUGUGCGCAACAACUUGCACGUGUUUCUGCUGCUGGGGGCCCCCGGCUGGCAGGGCUCAAGUGCUCUGGGGCUCCCCCCGCUCACCACCACGGCCCUCUCCCGCUGGCUGUGCAGCCUGAAGAUCUACCAGGCCUGGAGUUUGGAGUCCCUGCAAGAGGUGGCCUGCAAGCACCUCCGGAGCCAGCUGAGCCAGACCACCCUGUUCUCGCCCGUCACAAGCUCCCUGCACGCCCACCAGGACAUGGUGCCGAGCGUUGCCAAGGCUGCAGCUCUGGUCCACGCCUCGGCCACCACCUACAGCACGUACCUGGCCGCCCGCCUGCCUCUCAUCACUCCAAGGAGCUUUCUGGACCUUCUUGAAACCUUUGCAUGGCUCUUUGUCCGCCUGCAGGAGCGGAAUUGCAAGCAGUUGGACCGGAUGAAGCUGGCCCUGCACAAGAUGGAGGAAGUCAGCGAGAAGCAGCAAGCCCAUGCGCGGAACGUGCGUCUGCUGCAGGAGAAGCUCGUGAAGGUCAAGCAGCAAAUGGCAGAGUGCCAACAGGAAGUGGAACGAGAGCAGGAGGUGCUGAAGCAGCAGGAGAAGGAAUGCAAACGGCACGAGGCACAGAUCGAUGCCCUUACGAAGGAGCGAGACGUGCUGGAGAAGGCCAAGGAACUGGCCAUGAAGAAGGUACGGGGCAACUACAGGGCUGCCCUGACAGGGCUGCGGGCACAGCACGUCGAGGAGCUGCGCAGCUACCGCCAGCCCCCCGAUCAAGUGGUCUGGGUGACGGACAUCCUCUGCAAGAUGUUUGGGGAGAAGCCCGGCUGGGAGGCGGCCAAGCAGAUGCUCAGUCGAGAGGACUUCUAUCAAGAGCUGGUCUUCUACCCCAAGGACGCGCUCUCAGCUGAGCUCUUCCAGGCGCUGGGCCAAGUAGUUUCCAAAGAGACCUUCCACCUGGCCUCCAUCAGGACUGCCAGCCAGGCCGCGGCAGCCCUCUGGCAGUGGAUCUCCGCCAUCUACUGGUACCACCGGGCACUGCGUAGCUGGCAGCCAUCCAUGGAGAGGCUGGAGCGCUGUGAUGCGCAGAUCAACUCGGAGAAAGUGCACCUGGGCCACAGCCGCGUGCGCACGGAGUACCUGAGGAAUGCCACCUGGGCCCGCAUCAAGGAGCUAAAGGAGACCCAGCAGCGCCAAGAGAAGCUGCUGCACCAGCUGACCCGGUCCUUGCAAGCCAAAGAGGAGGCCACCACUGUGGAGAGUUCUGUGGCAGAGCACAUGGCCGACUGGACAGUGGUCACUCAGGAUCUGGAGAAGCAGCACAGCACGCUGUACGGCGAUGCCUUGCUCUGUGCGGCGACACUCACCUACUUGGGGCCCUUCCCCCACGCCCGGCGAGAAGAGCUGCUCAGGAAGUGGCAGGCCGUGUGUGCCGGGACUCGGGUCUCCCUGGGGCCGGACGACGUCGGCCACCUGCUGCAGAAGGAGCUGCCCUGCCCUGGCUCGGCCUCCUGUGGCCCGCCCUUGCUGCCCACGCAGCAGCCCUUCAGCCUGGUCUCCUUGCUCAGCUCCCCUCGGGAGCAGCGCAUCUGGGAUCGGACCCACAAGCCCAAGGACCCCAAGAGCCGCCUGGCUGCCUUGCUGCUGUACUCUGAGGCCCACCGGCAGGCCCACCGGUGGCCUCUGCUGGUGGACCCGGAUAAGCAGGCCACCGUGUGGCUGCUCAUGGCUGCAGCGCUGGAUGAGGCAGAAUCGCAGGCCUUGCUCGUCUCGGAACUGGUGCCGGAUAUGGCGGAGCAAGGGAGCUGUGACGACCUGCCCGAGGACAGCUUGGAAAUGUUGUCGCUGAUGGACCCUGACCUGGAGCAGAGCCUCCUGAGCGCCGCCUGCUUGGGCUACCCUGUGCUGCUGGCGGACUUUGAGAGGAACAUCCCCUGGGGCCCGGCACUCCAGCAGCUGAUGCAGAAGGAGCCGUUCCAGAGAGCUAAAGUCGUCCUCCCCGAGAGCAACGAGGAGGUGCACGUGUCACCCUCCUUCCAGCUCUAUCUGUGCACCAAAGUGCCUCUGGAGGACUUGGCCACAGAGAUGGAUCCGGAGGUGCUGAAGCGCCUGAACGUCAUUGACUUGAGCCUCAGCCCUGCGGCACUGGAGGAGCAGCUGCUGGAGGAGGUGCUCUGCUCUGAGCGCCGGGAGAUCCUGAAGCACCGCCAGGCCCUGCAGCUGGGAGUCCUGCAGCUGGAGGCCAAACUGGAGGCCACAGAGGAGGAGCUGGUGGAGCUGAUUUCCCAGCCGCAGCGGUCCCUGCUAGAGGAGGAGAACUUCAUGCCGAUGGUGCGGCUGCUGCAGACCCAGAUCCAAGCCGUGCGGGCCACCCGCCAGCACAUGAUCUCCCUGUAUCUGCACCAGGUCAUGCUGUGCAAUAAGUACCGGCCAGUGGCACACCUGGGGGUGGCCCUGCAUCAGGCCCUGCUGCAGGUGGGGCGCCUCCACCCGCUCUACCACUUCCCCACAGACCUCUGCAUCAAACGCGUGCGCCAGGCCCUGGUCUCCGCCAAGCACCCCGACCUUGGCAAGCAGGAGUCUCUAGAGGUCCGCCUGCUGGAGCUCUGCCGGGCUGUGCUCCAGCACCUGCUGGCCCAAGCCCUGCCCAGCCUGCGGGAGAUGGACCGCCUCCUCUUCCUCUUCCUCGGGGCACUGGCCACACUGCAGGUGGCGGGUGACGUCAGCCCUGUGGAGAGACUGGCCUUCUUCCAGGGCUUCCAGGAGCCCAGGGCCAAGGAGCUCCUGCAGCCCCAGGCCAGCGUGCUGCGCCCUGGCUGGGUGAGCAGCCAGGCCUGGGAGGAGUGCCGCUUGCUGGAGAGCCUCCCUGGGUUCCAAGGGCUGCUAGCUUCUCUGGCGGGGCGUGCGACGCAGUGGCAGGAAUACUUCUGCUUGCCCUCUACGGUGGUGGGGCCAGCCCUCUGCCCCAGCCAUGACCACCUCAGCCCUUUCCAGCGGGCCAUCUUAUGGCGCAUCAUGUGCCCGGAAGCCGCAAGCAGUGUGAUUGCAGACCUCACCACCUGCCUGCUUGGCUGGUCUCCCACGGAGGACGCGGUCACCGCUCAUGCGUACUCCUGCAGCCGGGCCAGCAGACCUGUCAUCUUCCUCACCCCCCCGGCGGGCUCUUCGGGCUCUUUUACGCCCCCCCUGCACUGGAUCCAGCAGAUGGCCCAGCAGCGAGGACGGGGGGGGAAAGUGGCAGUCAUUUCCUUCGGGACCUCUGACGCGGGCAAGCGGGUGCGGCAGCUGCUGCCCUUCUGCGCCAAGAGAGGCAAGUGGCUGGCGCUGAACAACUGCCACCUCCAGAAGCAGUGGGACCCAGAGGUGCUGGCACAGCUGGAGGUGCUGCUGAACCCGCAGGCAGGGGAUCCCGAAGGGCGAACGUUAGAGAUACACACCAAGUUCCGCCUCUGGCUCAUCACAGCCGCUGACGCCCCAGCCUCUCUGCCAGGUCCUGUGCGUCGCAGUGGCGUGAUCCUGUUCUGCGAAAUGCCCCUGGAGCUGAAGGGUAUUCUGGGGCAUGCCCAUCAGCUGCUGCAGGGGCAAGUGCAAGGCCUUGACACGGACCAGCGGCUGGCCCUACUGGCCCUGUAUGCAGCUCUGCUGUACCGGCAGGCCUACGGCCAGUGGACUCAGGCUGCCUCCUACCUGUGGAGCCAACUGGAACUCUGGGAAGGCUUCAAAGCCCAGGACAGGCUCAGCUGCUUGAAGGAUGGCCCCACAGAAGCAGAAGCACUGCAGGAACUGGCAGGGAACAUCCCUUAUGGGGGUCACAUCCUGGACCAGGGAGACGCCGAAGCCAUCAGGAGCCUGAUCCACCAGUGCUUGGCCGCCGAUUCCCAGGAGUCGCCCAGCCCGGGCUUCCCAGACCUCUUGGCCGCACUCCGAGGCUGUCUGAAGCCAGAGCUGUCCGAGGAAGAGGCAGCGGCUGCCAUCCAGGCAUGCAUUGCACAGCUGCCAAGCCCCAUGGAGCCCGCCUGGGUGGGCUUAUGCAACAGUCUGCAGAAGGAACUGCUGGCCAGCCGCAGCCAAGCCAUGCUUGCUGCCCUGCAAACCACCCAGGGGCUGUGGCAGCCACGACGCUCCCCGAGCAGCCAGAAGGCAGCCAUAGAGGAGCUGGUGGGGCAGGGGCUGGAGCUGCUGCAAGAGCUGGUGGGGAAACUGCAGAAGUGCGGCUGGGAGGUGGGGGCGCGAGGACACCCUCCCAAGGGGCAGCCCCGCCCCAAGCCCCGCCCCCUGCAACGCUUCCUGCUGGAGGAGGGGGGCAGCUUCCUCGCCCUGCUACAGCAAGUGCAGAGGGACCUGCAGUGCGGACAGGAGCACCUGCAGGGCCCCCCCUGCUCUUCCCCUCGCUGCGCUGCUGUCCUGCAGGAGCUGCAGCAAGGCAGAGUCCCCCGCCAGUGGCUGCAACACACACCAACCGGCCCCCAGCCCCCCCAGGCCUGGCUAGAGACACUCCGGUGCCGCUGCAAGCUGCUCUGCCACUACCUCAGGGCCCAGGGAGGGGUGACCUACCAGCUGGCAGCCUUCCACCACCCUCAGCGCCUCUUCCUGGCCCUGCUGCAAGAGACAGCCCGCACGGAGAAGCAAGAGAUGGAGCGCUACUCCUUGGAGCAGCAGGUUCUGCCCACAGUGCUACCCCCCAGCACUGGUCCUGACAAGGGGCUCUACCUGAGUGGCUUGGAGCUGCACCACGCCUUCUGGGACACCCACAGCAGCCAGCUCCAGGAGACGCCCGUGGAUCAGCCCUGCCAGCUGCCGACCGUCUGGGUCCAAGCCACCUUCAAGCCGUGGAACGCCCCCUCCUGCGAGCCCACGUACCGGUGCCCGGUGUUCCUGGGGGCGCCAAAUGUCCCGGUGCCCCUCAGCAGCCAACAGGCCAUCAUGCACCUCAGCCUGCCUUGCAAGCCGGGCCCAGAGCCCUUCCUCCAGCGACGAGUCUAUGCUGUCAGCUGUGUGCACGUGGCUCCCCAGGAAGAGCACCCCGUCCAAAGGAACACAUCGGGGUGCACGAGGUGA